ACUGUUCCCCUGUUUCACUCUCUCUCUCUUUCUCUGUGUGAGCGGGGAAGAAGAUGAAGAUCGGGCUUCGUCGCGUCGCGUCGCGUUGUUGAGAUCCGAUUGGCCAUGGCGGGCAAACAUCUCCCGCCGUCGUUCCUCCACCACCGCCGGCUCAGGUCCCCGGCGGUCCUCUUCCCUCUGCUCCUCCUCCUCCUCCUCUUCCUCUACCUCCUCUUCUCCUCCUCUCUCUCCGCUUCCUUCCGCGAUCCGGCGCCCCCCUCUUCUCCCUCCGCGGACCCCGACACCUCGUUCUUGAUCUCUCUGGAGCGCUUCCUCUCUCGCCGCUCCUCCUCCUCCUCCUCCUCCUCCGCGCUCGACGACACGGCCAGUGCGGCGGCGGACGACGACGCCGUCGUCAGGAAGUUCGACGACGCCGUCUUUGCGUCGGAGAGUGAGAGGUUGCGGGGAGAUCCGUACUACCCGCUCGAUUUGCCGCUCCGGGUGUACGUCUACGAGAUGCCCCGCAAAUUCACCCACGAUCUGCUCGCGCUGUUUUGGAGCACUUACAAGGAGACCUCUAAUCUCACCUCCAAUGGAAGCCCCGUGCAUCGCCUCAUCGAGCAGCAUUCCGUAGAUUACUGGCUUUGGGCAGAUCUCAUUGCUCCUGAAUCGGAAAGGCUCUUGAAGAAUGUAGUCAGAGUCCACAGGCAAGAAGAGGCCGACCUAUUCUACAUUCCCUUCUUCACCACAAUCAGCUUCUUCUUGCUGGAGAAACAACAAUGCAAGGCGCUUUAUAGGGAAGCCCUCAAGUGGGUAACGGAUCAGCCUGCUUGGAAACGAUCCGAGGGCAGGGAUCACAUACUUCCAGUUCAUCAUCCAUGGUCCUUUAAAUCUGUUCGGAGAUAUGUGAAGAAUGCUAUUUGGCUCCUACCAGACAUGGAUUCAACUGGGAACUGGUACAAGCCGGGACAAGUUUCACUGGAAAAGGAUCUAAUACUUCCUUAUUCACCGAACGUGGAUCUAUGUGAUGCCAAAUGCUUGUCAGACAGCCAAUCAAAGAGAACCACUCUGCUAUUCUUCCGGGGGCGAUUAAAGAGGAAUGCGGGAGGAAAGAUACGUGCUAAACUUGUAGCUGAACUGAGUGGUGCAGAUGGGGUUGUCAUUGAGGAGGGAAGUGCUGGAGAUGCUGGGAAGGCAGCAGCUCAGAGUGGAAUGCGAAGGUGUAUCUUCUGCUUAAGCCCAGCUGGUGACACUCCAUCAUCUGCGCGGCUUUUUGAUGCUAUCGUCAGUGGGUGCAUCCCAGUCAUAGCGAGUGAUGAAUUGGAGCUUCCCUUUGAAGGGAUACUGGACUACAGAAAGAUAGCUCUCUUUGUUUCUUCGAGCGAUGCUGUUCAACCAGGCUGGCUUUUAACGUAUCUCAGAAAUGUCAGCACUGCUCAAGUCAGAAGAUUGCAAAGCAAUCUUGCUAAGUAUUCUCGGCACUUCAUCUAUUCAAAUCCAGCUAAGCGCCUGGGUCCUGAAGACUUGGUCUGGAGAAUGAUGGCUGGUAAGGUGGUGAACAUUAGGCUACACACGAGGAGAUCGCAGCGGGUGGUAAAAGAGUCAAGAAGCAUAUGCACUUGCGACUGCAGGCGGGCCAAUAUUACGAACUCAAUGUCCCUGCGGUGAACAGUAGUGUGUGGAUGACCUCCCACUGCUUUGCUUCAGCUGGAAAUUGGGCUUGGCAUUUGGAAUUGUGAUACUCGCGGGGUGGUACGUCAUGUAUUAUGUAAAGACGUAUGGUUCUCUUUAAGACUUGCUUUGCUGCACUUAGAUUGGAAUUUCUGUUAUUUAUUUAUUGGUUCGGUUCUCAGCAUAUGCUCAAAAUCGGUUCUUUUCCCAAA
This is a messenger RNA of Eucalyptus grandis, 1862 nucleotides long. Its product is annotated as probable arabinosyltransferase ARAD1. NCBI's taxonomy places the organism in Eukaryota, Viridiplantae, Streptophyta, Magnoliopsida, Myrtales, Myrtaceae. Bases 106 to 1647 code for a protein of 513 amino acids. The transcript is spliced from 9 exons. The record is from RefSeq and is a predicted model, not a curated record. Gene Ontology annotation, molecular function: glycosyltransferase activity.